Molecule: messenger RNA, 2719 nt
Organism: Bufo gargarizans (Asiatic toad)
Lineage: Eukaryota; Metazoa; Chordata; Amphibia; Anura; Bufonidae
Gene: GUCD1
Product: guanylyl cyclase domain containing 1
Exons: 6
Coding region: 56-799 (247 amino acids)
Source: RefSeq, a predicted model, not a curated record
GGGACAGGACGGCGGCUGUAGUCCGGUAUGAGGGAACCCCGCCUGCUUCACCGCCAUGAAGAGCCCGGGAACCAGUGAUACGGAAACCGACAAGACCGCGCUGCAGAGGCGGCCAGACAACCGUGAUCAAGUCCAGCUGAAAGUGCCUCUCAUCCAGCAGUCUUACCACUGGGAUUGUGGCCUGGCAUGUGCCCGCAUGGUAUUGCAGUACCUCAAUCACCUGAAUGAAGAUGAGUUCCAGAAGGCAAUGCGGGAGCUGCGGCUCACCAAAAGUAUUUGGACCAUUGACCUGGCUUACCUGAUGCACCACUUUGGCGUACAGCACCAGUUCUGCACACAGACCUUGGGUGUAGACAAGGGAUACAAGAACCAGUCUUUCUACAGGAAACGUUUUGAUGCAGAGGAGAACAGGGUAAACCAGCUAUUUGCCCAAGCCAAAGCUCACGGUGUCAAUGUAGAAAAAAGAAGUGUAGCAAUACAAGAACUACAGGAUCAUCUUUCCCAGGGGCACGUGGCCAUCGUACUGGUAAAUGCGGUUCUGCUCCUGUGUGACCUCUGUCCUAGCCGUGUGAAAUACUGCUGUUUUCUUCCUAUUGGUCAAAAGUGCUUCUGCAAAAGCAGCGAAUAUCAGGGCCAUUUUAUUGUGCUUUGUGGCUAUAACAAAUCAUCUGGAAGCCUUUUCUAUAAUAAUCCUGGAUAUGCAGAUAGGUUGUGUCGGACAAGCAUCACCAACUUUGAAGAAGCCCGUAGUAGUUAUGGUACAGAUGAGGAUAUCCUCUUUAUCUAUGUGGACAGCUGACCUCAGAAUGGAACUGGUGAAGAAGCAGAUAUUCCUUGUGUGGAGACCAAUUUCGGCAGUCCAUGCACUAUAGAGACAUUUCUAUGUAUAGAGUUUGCAGUAAAAAGAAAAAUAUGGAUGAUGGGUGCAUUCACUCGCCAUCUAGAGAGGACACUGUCCACUACCAGAAGGACCUAUACUUAGUAUAUUAGACUGUGCAGUGACUUUGGUCAUUGAGAUGUUGGCCUUAUUACAUUCAGGUGAAGGUACGUUUGGACAUGUCGACUAUAUGGUAAAAGGAAAAUGUGAACAUAUGAACAUCUCAUUUAAAAAUCAUGGUUUAUGGAGCUGGUCCCUCAUUUUGCUAUUAUGAUAGCUUCCACUGUUCUGGGAAUGCUUUCCACUAGAUUUUUGAAAAUAGGUGUGUGUAUUGGCCUCCCUUCAGCCGCAAAAGCCGUAGUGAGAUCAGGCACUGGUGUUGGACAGUAAGGUUUACUUCAGAGUAUUCAUCUCAGAUGCUUACAAUAAGGGCUCAUUCACACGACUGUAUGUAUUUUGCGGUCCGCCAAAAAUACGGAUGACGUCCGUGUGCAUUCCGUAUUUUGCGGAACAGAACAGCUGUCCCCUAAUAGAACAGUACUAUCCUUGUCCGUAAUGGGGACAAUAAUAGGACAUGUUCUAUUUUUUUGCGGAACGGAAACGGAAUGCACACAGAGUACCUUCGGUUUUUUUGCGAACCUAUUAAAAUUAAUGGUUGCGCGUAUGGUCCGCAAAAAAAAUUGAAUGGACAUGGAAAGAAAAUACGUUUGUGUGCAUGAGCCCUAAAGUAGAGGUCAGAGCUCUGUGUGGGCUUUGUGUCACGUUCUUCCACCCUACACUUGGCAAACCCUUUUGUAAAGAUCUUAUUUUCAUAUUGAAACAGAAGGACUUAACUCGGUGUGCGCUACUCAUCCUCUAAAUCCAGAUUAGUCCUCCAAACUAGCAGUUUAUGGUGAAUGUAUCUCAUCACUCCUCCUUGCCAUUGUGUGUGGUGGUCUCAUGUUUGGGUGGGGGUAACACACAGUCUAUGAAGCUUCUCGCUAACCGUUUUUGUGCUAGAGCUUCCAGACGUAGUUUGGGAAUCGGUGGUGUUGCAGAUGUUUGUCCUAUCGCUACGCUCACCUUCUGCUCCUAAACAUUUCCACUUCACAGUUGACUAGAGCAGAUCUACAUACAUGUAUCCUGCACUAUGUUUAUUCCUUGGAUAAUCCUACAACGGUUCUGACAAGGAGACCAUGGGCUCAUCUGUGGUACGGAUGUUUGGUAAAUGGUAGUGGGUCUCUUUUUUUUUUUUUUUUUUUUUAUAACUACGUCCAUCUGAGGACUAGAUUGCAUAAAUAGGAAUGAUUUGUAUAUUAGGAGAAUCGGCCGGUAAGGAACAGUAUUGAGUAAAGGACAUUUACCUUUUGUCAGCAGUGGCCAGAGGGUCAUCACUAGUGAAACAAGCUUUUAUACACCUAGGACUGCGGUUCUUGUAAUAGAUAUUUCAUUAGCCAGUUCAUUGCCCGAGUCUUCUCUGCUGGCACGGCCGGGCAUGUAUACCAUUCAUAUCACUGUCCAUUGUUCUGUGACUAGCAGUUCAUGACACCUUUGCAUACUGGAUGAACUUGCCCCUCAGUGUUUGUACCCCAGUAUGCACUGUCUUUGUUUUUAUUUAUUUGAAUUAUUCAUACUUUCAGCUGCAAAAAAAUCUCAUUUUAAAGAUUUCUGGUGUUUGUUCUUAUACGUACACAAACAUCUAUGGGAAAAUAGCUGUUUCAUUUUUGUCUGCAUAACCAGAUUGUGUUCGCUGUAUCAAUAUUUCUCACUCAAGCUGUACAACUUGUUUAGGCCCUCCACUCCUGCCCCCCCCCCCCCCAUAAAAGUGGGGGGGGGGCUUAAAGGGGUUGGCCAAUUUAGACA